AUGGGAGAUUGGAUCGAAAGUUGUCCGGACGAUGGACCUCCCAUCUCCAGGAUCUCGAUUACCCCACUCUUUGACGGUGACGGGGCAUCUUCUUUAUCGAUUCAGCAAGCCCUGACUCAGCCUCGUUGCAUUGCGCACACGGCGAUUCUCUUAUUUGAGACGCGUUAUGGAAAUGUUCCAGCGCAUCGAUUCACCGAGGAAAACAUUUGUGCUUUCGAUGACGAAGGCCCCCUCUCUCUCUACUUCACCAAGGCAACACCAAAUGCAACUGAUCAAGAAUGGCGCGUGGAUCGCAGUACUUCGGGUAAUGUGACAUUACUUUUCCAUGUCGAACCUCGACAUGUUGAUAUCACAACACCGAUGGGCCCACGUGUUGACAUGCGUCGCGAUCAGGGAGGUCUUAUCGGUAAUGGGAGAUGGUUCCUCCCGCGGCCUACAGGAGCUCGGUUAUGGCGUCAUGUCGUGGAGUGGGAUCUAUCAGACGCACCAAUUGGUACACGUGCUUUGUGGUCAUUUGGCGAAGGGCCUCGGCCUAUUAUCAGAGACGGUGACCCUAUGACAGUUGCAGAUUCGGUCUUUAUGGUAGGACCAAUAAGGAGCUACCCCGAUCCAGCUCCUAGUCAUCAACGUCUUUCCGGCGCGAAUGUCAACUGGUUUGGGGAGUUACCUUCCAAGAUUGCCUGUCUGAAUGAAUACAAUAUAUCUUUUUUUCUGAAGUUAGCCGCCUACUUCAAGAAGAAAGAAGCGUCAUAUAAUAUAUUCAUUCGGCGCGUGAUCAGAGGGUAUGGAGGAGGUGCGUAUCCGGAGAGCUAUGUAUUCGAAUAUGAUGAGACAAUCGGAAACGAACCAGACGACGAGCUCAUAUCUAUGUUCUCUCACGAGAUGGUCCACAGCUUCUCAAUGAUGGAUCCUGAAGAUAAUGGAUAUGAUAAUGGGUGGUAUAUUGAGGGCCUUGCAGAAUUUUUUUCUAUUUUUUUACCUUAUCGCUUCGGCCUUCGCGGGGUUGACUACCUUGUUAGUAGACUGAAUGCGAUACUACAAGCGUAUGGUUGCAGCCCGCGAAUUCAUAUGGACAUACUCGACGCUCAGCAUAUUUUCUAUGACGACUGGUACGCAGAGCUGAUACCUUAUACGCGAGGUUGCGUAUACCUUCUCCAGGUUGAUAGUCGCCUCAGGAAAGCCAGCGGUAUAUAUGGAUUCGAUCAGAUGAGUCCUCUGGACGACAUUAUUAUCGAUAUGGGUCAACGAAGGCAGCGAGGAGAAAAGUUUCAGGCACGGAACUGGCUUGAUUACCUAUGGCCGUACCUGGGAGACAUGUCUCAAGAUUUCCGAAAUAUGCUUCGAGGCAUAGAAAUCAACUUGAAAGACGUCCGAGUGGUCUAUCAGAACUGGAACUUGACCACCUCAAUGCAAGAAGUUCUUGAGUUUGGGAUUGACAGGUCCAGUACAAGCAAACGCAUCGUUUCUGGUCUCGUACCAGGAUCGAGAGCCGCCCUUGCCGGGCUCAAGAACGGUGAUAAAAUCCUGUCGACGUCACGGGCAAGUUUCUGUGCGAUGAAUUCAAGUGCGAACAUGGAAAUUUGUGUUGAACGAACCUGUCAGAAGGUGCAAAUCUCCUAUUGGCCGCACUCAUUCUCGAAGGCCUGUUUCAGCUUACUCGACAUUCAAACUGAGUGA
Penicillium oxalicum is the source of this 1677-nucleotide messenger RNA. RefSeq lists its product as uncharacterized. The coding region runs from base 1 to 1677 and encodes 558 amino acids. The record is from RefSeq and is a predicted model, not a curated record. NCBI's taxonomy places the organism in Eukaryota, Fungi, Ascomycota, Eurotiomycetes, Eurotiales, Aspergillaceae. Gene Ontology annotation, molecular function: protein binding. The transcript has 2 exons.